This is a messenger RNA of Nicotiana attenuata, 2904 nucleotides long. RefSeq lists its product as uncharacterized. The record is from RefSeq and is a predicted model, not a curated record. Gene Ontology annotation, molecular function: RNA-DNA hybrid ribonuclease activity; nucleic acid binding. The coding region runs from base 1 to 2904 and encodes 967 amino acids. The transcript has 5 exons. Lineage: Eukaryota; Viridiplantae; Streptophyta; Magnoliopsida; Solanales; Solanaceae.
AUGGUGAGGCAUCUGGCUAGAACUGGCUCCGACCAUCGACCUCUUCUUGUUAAAAGCUAUAAUAGCCAACAUAAUGGAAUCAAAUACUUUAAAUUCCUUGAUUUCUGGUCGGACCAACCAGAUUUUUUGCAGUUGGUAGAAGAAGUGUGGCACACUCAGAUUACUGGAAAUCCUAUGUGGAAGCUACAACAGAAAUUGAAGCUCUUAAGUAGGAAGCUUACCCACUGGUCUAAAGAAGUCAUUGGUAAUGUUUUUGAUCAAGUCAACAUCUGGGAAGCAAAGAUGCAAGAACUGGAGGAACUUGACCUUCUCAAUAAUAAUGCUCCAUCCAGAGAAGAGCUAAACAAAGGGCAUGUUGAGUAUAUCAGGUGGAUGGGAAUGCAAGAUACUUUGCUGAAACAGAAGGCUAAAUCGAGAUGGUUUGAGGAUGGUGACUCCAAUACCACUUAUUUUCAUAGUGUGAUUAGAGAUAGAAGAAGGAAACUUCAGCUCCAUCGAAUUAAGAAUCAUAGAGACAACUGGAUCCAAGGGGAAGAUAACAUUGCUAAAGCUGCGGUCCAUCACUUCCAACACCUUUUCAACUUGUAUCAUGAUUUCAGAGAUCAAGACAUUCUUAACUACAUCCCCAGCUGCAUAAUUGAGGAGGACAAUGCCAACCUCAGUGCCAUACCUGAAUAUGAGGAGAUCAAGGAACAUGUGUUUAGCAUGAGUUCUUCUAGCUCAGCGGGGCCAGAUGGCUACAAUGGGACUUUUUAUCACAAAUGUUGGAAUAUUAUCAAAGAUGAUGUGCAGGAUUUUGUCCAAGAUUUCUUCAAUGGUAGAAGGCUUACCAAAUUUUAUUCACAUACUUGCUUGGUUCUUAUACCAAAAGUGGAAUCUCCUACGAUUUUCUCAGACCUCGGGCCAAUUAGUCUGAGUAAUUUCUCCUGCAAAAUUGUUUCUAAAAUAUUGUCUAGCAGGCUCAAUCCCUUGCUUAACAAGAUCAUAUCCGAGAAUCAAAGCGGCUUCAUCAAAGGGAGAACUAUUACUAAAAAUGUUCUGCUUGCUCAAGAGAUUGUCCAGAAUAUUAAACAGGUUAACACUGGUGGCAACAUCAUUAUGAAACUUGACAUGGCAAAAGCAUACGACAGAAUGUCAUGGAUCUUUCUUAUGGCAGUUAUGAGGAAGUUUGGUUUCAAUGAAGAAUGGAUUGACCUAAUCUUUAGACUGUUGAUGAUGUCUGCUUAUACCGAUGAUAUUGUUAUCUUCAUUGGAGGGGACAAUAAGACCAUUAAGCUUAUCAAGAAGGUGAUUAGGAGGUAUGAGAAUGCUUCAGGCCAGAAGUUAAUGAUGCAAAAAGCUUCUUCAUCACUGCCCCUAACACCUCAGCUAGCAGGAUUAACAGGAUCAGAAAUGCUUCAGAGGCUUAAUGCUUGGCAGGGUAAAAUGCUCUCCUAUGGGGGCAAGCUGAUCCUUAUUAAACACGUUUUACAAUCUCUCCCCAUAUAUAUUCUAUGUGCCUUGAAUCCCCCUAAAAGUGUGCCCAAACUCAUGGAGAAACAUUUUGCUAAUUUCUUCUGGGGAACUUCCGAAGGAAAAAAUAACUAUCACUGGAGUGCUCGGAAGAACCUUUGUUUGCCUAAAGAGGAAGGUGGUGUGGGUAUUAGAAGGAUGGAAGAUAUUACGGAGCCUCUUAACAUUAAAAGAUGGUGGAGGUUUAGAACCCAACCCUCUCUUUGGACCACCUUCCUUAGGAAUAAAUAUUGUAAGAGAGCCCAUGUUGUGGCCAAAAUUCCUAUCUCCUCUGACUCUCACGCCUGGAAAAGUAUGAUGAAGAUUAAGAAGAAGGUUGAGCCUAACAUCAUCUGGAAAAUUCAAGCAGGAAACUCGAGUUUCUGGUGGGACAACUGGACAGGUUAUGGGGCUUUGGCCAUGGUUGUUCAGGAUCAAAGAAAAUCUGCUAAAGUUCAAGCCAAGCAUUAUAUUUGCAAUGGGACAUGGGAUACUAUAAAGCUGAAUGAUACUCUUCCUGCCCAUAUUAUUGACACUAUCUCUAAGAACACAGUGGGUAAAGCAACACUGAUGAUUUCCCAAUUUGGAAUAUCUCUAAAAAUGAUUGAGACCAUGCAUCAUGUGUUCAAUGGAAGUGAUGCAGCACAGUUCAUAUGGAAUGAAAUAGGCAAACCUCUGGGAAUGAAGCAUCAACUCGAACCUAUUAUUGGAACCUUCAAGAGAUGGUUCAACCACAACGCUAUGAAGUACCAAGGAGUCUGGAUCAUAAAGCAGGCAAUUGCGAAGGUGAUUCCUGGUAUUGAUAGCAAGGUCCAGUGGCCUUCUUAUUGUGAUAAGAUAGAAAAACUCAAGCCGGUUCAAACCUGGAAGCAAGUUAGAUGGCAAACACCCUUGGCAGAUACUAUCAAGGUCAAUACCGAUGGGAGCUUCAUCAAAGAAACUGGCACGACAGGUAUUGGGGGUAUUGUGAGAAACAGUAAUGGUGACUUAAUCAUGGCUUUCUCAGUCAAUGUACAGAGUAAUAGCAACAAUAUGACUGAAGCUCUUGCAGCUGAGUUUGGAGUGAAAUGGUGUAGCCAUCAUGGGUUCACUAAUUUUGUUCUUGAACUUGGCUCUCUGAUCGUUGAAAAUAUGUUGACAAAGAAAGAGGCCAACAACCUCAAGAUUAAGCAGAUUGUGGACAAUAUCAUCAACUCCAUAAAUGAUGCUAAUGUCUGCGUGCAACACUGCCUUAGGGAGGGUAACCAGGUAGCUGAUUGUCUGGCUAAACUCGUUGCUACUUCCAAUCAGGCCAAGAUUUUCCAGAACUUCCAACAACUCCCAAACAAGGCUAAAAGUGUAUUCCUUCUUGAUAAAUGGCAGCUGCCCACAAUAAGAACAAAGUGUGAAAAAUCUAAUUUCUUUGUUAGCUAG